Molecule: messenger RNA, 2585 nt
Organism: Parasteatoda tepidariorum (common house spider)
Lineage: Eukaryota; Metazoa; Arthropoda; Arachnida; Araneae; Theridiidae
Product: zinc transporter foi
Biological process (GO): zinc ion import across plasma membrane; intracellular monoatomic cation homeostasis
Cellular component (GO): plasma membrane
Molecular function (GO): monoatomic cation:bicarbonate symporter activity; zinc ion transmembrane transporter activity
Source: RefSeq, a predicted model, not a curated record
CUGUAACUGUGACGUUAUAACAGUCAAGAUUCCUUUCAGCAAUUUACGUUUCGUUAUUGCGGGUGCUCUUAUUUUUUUUUCUUUAAAUUUCAAUACCAAAAAUGGCGAGAUUUUUUAGAGAACAAGAUAUCGAUGGCCUUGUUAUUGGGAGUUUUCAGAUCUCCAGGAUUCUUCUCUAAGCUAUGCACCCUCAUCACAUAAUGUGCUUUUCCAGUACUCUUAUCUGCUUCCUUGUUGUGACAUGUCAUGGGGCAAUUAUCAACAAGUAUCAAAAUGAAGUAGGACAUCCAGACAACGAAAAUAACCACAAGUUUUCCAAUCAUUCUAGGUUACCAGAUGAUAUUACUAUUCAUCACCAUCAUAACUCAUCAGAUAUCCACUCUCACUCUGAACAUCACCACGAAAACUCAAUUUUAGAUCACCAUAAAGAUGGAUCAUCAUCUGUAAUAAGUUUCUCCAAACGUCUACGAAGAUCUGCUGAUACAGAUUUUCCACAAGCAUAUUCCAAUGGCAAAAGUAAUUUUGAGCAAUCUUCAAUCAAAAAGAGAUCCAAACCGCCACACGACGGUUCUCAUCACAGGCGACACAACGAUUCAGAUCAUGACCAUUCUAAUGAUCGGAAAAACCAUCCAGACUUUGACUAUGAUGCAGAAGAAUCUUAUGAAGAUCCUGAAAGUGUGCAUCUUGAUGGUUCCUCACAGUUGCCAUCUCUAAAUGAAAAACCUGAUAAAGCAACCCAAACAGGUGCCAUCAAUCCUUGUGUGAAUAGUCAUGAUCAUGAAGAUCAUGAUCACGAACAUCAUGAACAUUCUGAGGAAACUAAAAGUGAAAAUGAAGCAUCCAAUUUUCAUCAGCAUGCUCACUCAGCUCCACCUGAACUUGAAGGAAUAGUUUGGUUAUAUGCUUCUUUGGCUGUGGUUGCAAUAAGUUUGUGUGGCUUGUUUAGUGUCGCUGUGAUUCCUAUCAUGCAAAAGUGGUUUUACCACACACUGCUGCAAUUUCUAGUUGGACUGGCUGUGGGUAGUCUUUCCGGUGAUGGUUUGCUUCAUCUAAUGCCUCAUGCAUUUCUUGAUAGUCAAGUACGCCAUGAUCACAAAGGAAGCCACGACCACCAUGAUCAACUGGUUUCCCUAAAACACAUGGAAGAAAAGUCAGUUUUUAGAGGUUUAGCUGCUUUAUCUGGAAUAUUUCUCUUUUUUAUUGCUGAGCGUCUUCUUGGAGCAGUCACAACAUACAGAAAACAAAAGAGAGAAUCAAAAUUGUCAAGGCAUCCUAAACAUAUGCUUACUUCAUCAAGAGAAGAUGGAGCCAACAAUGGCAGUGUUGGAGAAAAACUUGCUCAACCAAAAAAGAACUCUUAUGAUCAUAUCAGAGAAAAAGAUGAAAAAGAAACUAUACAAAUGCUCCCUACAGAACCAUCUCCCUCAAAGAAAGGUUCUAAUCAAUCCAUCCAUGAAGUAGGAUUUCAUGGCAGAUCAAGUUUCAGUCUUGAACCUGAAGCAACCGUUUCAUAUCGCCCUGACUCAGAAAGUUCAGUAAUUGUAUCAGACCACCAUGGUCAUGCACAUGCUCAUACCCAUGAGAUACCACAGUCAGUCUCUGCAGUUGCAUGGAUGGUUAUCUUAGGGGAUGGCUUGCACAAUUUCUGUGAUGGAUUAGCUAUUGGUGCUGCAUUUGCUUCCGGUACUGCUGGUGGAAUAAGCACAACUGUUGCUGUAUUUUGCCACGAACUUCCUCAUGAACUAGGUGAUUUUGCAAUGCUGUUAAAGACUGGAAUGAAAGUAAAGCAAGCUUUGUUUUAUAAUGGCCUUUCUUCAGUUUUGUGUUUUAUUGGCAUGAUCAUAGGUGUCACACUUGGAAAUGUUCAUUCAGCCAUCAACUGGGUAUUUGCUGGCACCGCUGGAAUGUUUCUUUACAUUGCACUUGUUGAUAUGCUUCCCGAAUUGACAAUUCCUGCCAAUACUCCAGGAAUUGGAACCAUCACAACUCUAAUUGUCCAAGUUUUGGGCAUAUUUAUAGGUGUUAGCGUCAUGCUACUUAUUGCACUUUAUGAAGCAGAACUUCAUUCGUUGUUUAGUAGCUGAUGAUAAAAAUGUGAUAGCAUUUAUGAACUUCAAACCCUUGGCUUCCUCAACUUCGACAGACUUCUACAAGAUUUUUCUUCCUUUUGCUCCUAUGUCAAAAACAACACUAUUUUUUUAUAUACAUUUUUGACAUUUUUUUUUUAUUUGAAAAACCUAACUGCCAUUUUUUUUAUUAAUAUUAAAAGCAUGGGUUUCUCAUUUUGUUUUUGCAAGCUUUUACUAUUAUUUUUUUUAAUUUUAUUGAUGCAUUUUUUUUGCUUAGUUUUGUUUUUUGUUUGUGCAUUUAAGUACUUAAAUGUGUUUAUGAAGCAGCCUAGCAGUAUUAAUAAUGUAUUGGAAUGACGUGUGAUCUAAUUUUAAUAACAUUUGAAAAGUGGAUUAUUUGCUCUGUUUUCCGGGCAACCUGCAACAUACUUUCUAUCUUGUUGGUUAUGACAUGGUUGUUUUUGUAUCUCAUUGUUAUGAAUCUCACUAUGUAAAUAAAUCAAUUAUGAAUUUUCA